ACAUCACACUUGCCACAAGUGGGACCCACAUUGAGUCUUGGUAUACAGAAAAAGUAAUCUCCACUUCGAAAAUUGUGAAAUGAGAAAAUCAAAAAUUCAAGCAACCAUUUUUUUUUCCUGAAUUUUCAACUUUAAAACCAAAAUUUGACCCUCUUCUACAAAGGCAUAUAUACAAGUACUUUUCAUUCGAGUUGAAUAUUGAAAUAUUUGGUGGGUGUUCUUUUGCUUCUUCUUUCAGCCUUCUCACCACCCACCUAAUUCUCAAGAACAAGAGUACUGGUCAAAAAUGGCUGUUUAAUCUCGAGUUACUGGAAUUUGCACAAGUUUUUUGCAAUUUCCAUAAUUAGAUUGAAAUUUUGUAAUUUGGGAAAGUUUUAAAGAUGUUUGGGUGUGAUUGUUUUCACUGGAAUACAAGAUUAGAUUAUCAUAAACAUGGUGAAAUUCCUAACCCUGAGCCCUUUUCUUUGCCUGCUGCUCUUCCAGAAUGGCCUAAAGGUGAAGGUUUUGCCACAGGAAGAAUAAACCUUGGAGAACUAGAAGUUGCCCAGGUUACAAAAUUUGAAAAAGUAUGGAAUUGCACCCCGUCUCGUAAAAAUGCCAACGGUGUCACAUUUUAUCGACCUGUAGAAAUCCCAGAUGGAUUUUUUUGUCUUGGGUAUUAUUGCCAACCUUGUGAUAGCCCACUGCGGGGAUUUGUCCUUGUUGCAAGAGAAGUAGAAGAAUCACCAGAUUGUCCUGCUCUAAUGAGACCGCUUAACUAUUCUUUGGUUUGGAGCUCAGAGUGUGGUUUUAUCUGGUUGCCUUACGCUCCGACAGGCUACAGAGCCAUGGGCCUUCUUGUCACUGAUACACCCGUUGAGCCUUCAAUUGAUGAUAUUCGAUGUGUUCGGUCAGAUUUGACAGAAAAUUGUGAAGCUUGCUGUAUGAUGCUUGAUGACGAUCUUUCAGUUUGGGAAACGAGGCCUUGCAGAAGGGGUAUGCUUGGAAGAGGUGUUUGUGUCGGAACAUUUUUUUCCUGUACAUAUGGAAUAGAUGAAGAUGAUGUUGUAACCACGGCAUGCUUGAAGAAUAGAGAUCGUACACUCCACGCAAUGCCUAAUUUGAUGCAGAUACAUGCCCUUAUCCAGCACUAUGGACCUACGGUGUACUUCCACCCUCAUGAGAUCUAUAUGCCUUCUUCAGUGCAAUGGUUUUUCGACAACGGGGCACUCUUGUAUGAGAAUGGGAAAAUUGAUGCUAAGAGAAUCGAUUCAAAAGGGUCGGUGUUACCUAAGGGUGGUUUUAAUGAUGGAAAGUACUGGAUAGAUUUGCCCAAGGAUAAUGAAAAACGAGAUUAUGUCAAACGUGGGAAUUUAGAGAGUGCAGAGCUGUAUGUUCAUGUAAAACCCGCAUCUGGUGGUACUUUCACCGAUAUUGCAAUGUGGAUCUUUUGUCCCUUCAAUGGGCCAGCAACCCUUAAAGUCGGAUUGGCAAAUUUCACGCUGAAUAAGGUAGGAGAGCAUGUCGGAGAUUGGGAACAUUUUACUCUUCGUGUGAGUAACUUCACGGGAGAGUUGUGGAGCAUAUACUACUCAGAACAUAGCGGUGGUAAGUGGGUAGACGCAAGUAGUUUGGAAUAUAUCAAUGCGAACAAAGCAAUCGUCUAUUCAGCUAAGGAUGGGCACGCUAGUUAUGCAAAGGCCGGAAACCAUCUAUUAGGCCCAUUUAAGUCGGGGGUUGGAGUAAGAAAUGAUGUUGCUAAAAGCAAGUAUUUUGUAGACUCGAGUACCAAUUACAAAAUUGUUGCUGCCGAGUAUCUUGGCGAUUCGGUUGAAGAACCGUGUUGGCUCCAGUACAUGAGAGAGUGGGGACCAACAUUGACGUACGAUGGGCGUUCUGAGUUAGAGAAGAUCAUUAAUCAUCUUCCAAUAUUCGUCCGUUUCUCAAUGGAGAACUUGUUGGAUCUGUUCCCGACUGAACUUUAUGGCGAGGCAGGACCAACAGGACCCAAAGAGAAGGAUAAUUGGUUCGGAGACGAGAGAUGGUAAUAGCUAAUGAAGCGCACAAAGGCGCUCAUGUAUUGUUGGUAGGAUGUUGGCUUCCUAUGUGCCUGAUUUAUUUCCUUGUUGGUGAGUAAACUCUGAAUUGGCUAAUUGUCAUAGAAUUUCAGAGUAAGAUACCCCAUAUUCAUUGUAUACUUGAUGUUGUAAUAUAGUAAAAACUUUCUCACAUUCCACUUCUUACUUUGUAGUUACCAUUUACAAAUCAACAUUCAGUAUUUUCUGCUUGUUGUUCCAUUAUUUGCAUGAAUUAUGCAUCUAACUUUUUUCAA
Molecule: messenger RNA, 2311 nt
Organism: Amaranthus tricolor (Joseph's coat)
Lineage: Eukaryota; Viridiplantae; Streptophyta; Magnoliopsida; Caryophyllales; Amaranthaceae
Exons: 2
Coding region: 381-2027 (548 amino acids)
Source: RefSeq, a predicted model, not a curated record